UGGACGACGAGAGGAUCCUUCGAGCGACGGGUAUAAAAGCGACAGUCCGCUACUCGGAGAUCAUCACCACUUCACUUUGCUCUCUUCGGCUUGUACUUGGGAACAGCUGCUCCUUUCCUCCGCCAAGAUGAUCAAGAUCGCCGCCAUCCUUGCUCUGGCUGUUGCCGUCCAGGCUGUCCCAGUGAGGUUCAACGCCGAAGGCGACCUCGACACCGCCGCCCAGACCUUCGCCCGCGCCGUCCUCACCUCUGACGACCCACUGAGCCAGCCAAUCCCAUACUCCUUCAAGCACGAGUCUUCCACCGAGGAGGGCACCCACACCCACGAGGAGUCCGGUGACGGCAACGGCCGCGUGACCGGCAGCUACACCCUUACUCUCGCCGACGGCCGCCAGAGGACUGUCCGUUACACCGCUGACGAGACCGGUUUCCACCCCGAGAUCGUCACCAACGAGCAGGGCACCGAGUCCAACAACCCAGCUGACGCUAGCAUCACCUCCAGCGCCCUGUCCGGCCCAGACGCCGCCCACGCCGCCGAGCCCGAGCGUCUCCGUCUCCUCGCCUCCGGAGGCUUCAAGUCCAAGGCCUAAGCUGGAACCACUAGGACGCUCGCCCACGCCAGAGAACUAGCUGCGGCGGCGAGUGCGGAAGGGCCAGCGGAGCAGGUCUUCCUCAACCGCCGCCGCCAACGCCUUCCCACGGACAGCGACGAUGACCACGAAGCGAAGAAGCAAGCAAAAAAUGCUCUCUCCCCCCUAUUUAUGUUUCCCCCCUCGGCGGCAGAACCUGCGCCACUGUUCUUCAGUGCCUCGUGCAUCUGUGAAGAGCUCAUCAAUUUCCAUUCGAACCAGGCGUCGCGCAAGAUGCACCGCGACCUUGCAGGCUUUUGAAGAAGAAAAGUAUGUACGUCCCCGUCGUUCCCUCUAAUGGGGUGGCGCUGACCUGGCUGUUUCCUUGGCGCCGGCAAGUGGUCGCGUGUUAAGGAGAAAUGGAAAAGGUCCCCGGUUACUCCCCAUCGAGAAAGACAAGAAACUGCCAUCUCUGUUUGUAAAUGUCCUGAAGCCAGAACAUGGAAUCUUGAUUGUCGUUUUUCACGUUGUGUGUUUUUGUCUUUGACCCGUGGCCUCGUGCAAUCUUAUUUUGUUCAGACCACCGCGUUCCUCACUUUUUUUUUGUUCCUCUAUUUCCUUCCUCGCUCUGGAAACGGUUAGCGCACGUUCCCCCAGACACCGCCGCAUACUGAUGUUGCCCGAUCGCUUCCUCGCUGUGAUAGGAGCGGCUCCUUAACAUCCACGCAGAGCCCCUUCUGGUGUAACGCUAACUAGCAAGCUAGCUUUAAGUAACAAUUGCGGGUCACAUAUAUACGUAUAGUGUACAAAUAUUUGUUCCUUAUUUUUGCCUAUUUCUACUUUUCUUUUUCUAACACUUUUUUCACAACACAGAAGCAUUCCACUACUUGACGGUUGUGAUAAGGGGUAGUCGGCACUAGACAUUGCAGCACCUAACUAGUACGUACGCCUUGCUUGUUACGCAUGUUUGUCUACGUCACUGUCCAAUGUUCCUCUCACUAGUUUGUGUGUCCUUGUCAGUUCUGUGUACUGGUUUCACGAACUACAGAAUAAAACGCUAAGCAAGCCCUGUAUGAAGCAGCA
Molecule: messenger RNA, 1651 nt
Organism: Dermacentor silvarum
Lineage: Eukaryota; Metazoa; Arthropoda; Arachnida; Ixodida; Ixodidae
Product: cuticle protein 10.9
Exons: 3
Coding region: 128-589 (153 amino acids)
Cellular component (GO): chitin-based extracellular matrix
Molecular function (GO): structural constituent of chitin-based larval cuticle
Source: RefSeq, a predicted model, not a curated record